Molecule: messenger RNA, 4274 nt
Organism: Elgaria multicarinata webbii
Lineage: Eukaryota; Metazoa; Chordata; Lepidosauria; Squamata; Anguidae
Gene: FAR1
Product: fatty acyl-CoA reductase 1
Exons: 13
Coding region: 216-1772 (518 amino acids)
Biological process (GO): long-chain fatty-acyl-CoA metabolic process
Cellular component (GO): peroxisome
Molecular function (GO): alcohol-forming very long-chain fatty acyl-CoA reductase (NADP+) activity
Source: RefSeq, a predicted model, not a curated record
UUUCAGGACCGCUGUUCUGCGAAGCGGCAGUCGCGGCACCGCAGGCGGCAAGAAGUUGUAUCCCAUCUUGAACUGAUCUUCUCUGGGAAAUGGCCAAGCUCAUUCCAACCUUCCAGCAAAUCACUAGCAAGCUACAAUUUUAAAUGUGCAACCUGGGUUAUAUCAGAGGACAGGAAAAGGAGAACUAAUCAUAAAAGCAAACAAAACAGAUCAUAAUGGUAUCUAUCCCAGAAUACUACGAAGGCAAGAAUGUCCUUCUCACUGGAGCUACUGGCUUCAUGGGAAAAGUUCUCCUGGAAAAGCUAUUACGGUCCUGUCCAAAUGUAAAAGCAGUUUAUGUUUUGGUGAGAAACAAAGGAGGAAAAACUUCUCAAGAACGAGUGGAAGAAAUGAUCAGCUGCAAGCUCUUUGACAGGUUGAGAGAUGAACAACCAGAAUUUAAAGAAAAAAUUAUAGCGGUUGCCAGUGACCUUACAGAACUAGAAAUGGCCCUUAGUGAUGAAGACAAGGAGAAUCUCAUAGAAUGCACUAACAUUAUAUUCCACUGUGCUGCUACUAUAAGAUUCAAUGAAAUUCUAAGAGAUGCUGUUCAGCUCAACGUAAUUGCAACGCAACAGCUUCUUUUCUUGGCCCAGAAAAUGAAGAAUCUAGAUGUGUUCGUCCAUGUUUCAACAGCAUUUGCAUACUGCAAUCGAAAGCACAUUGAAGAAGUUGUCUAUCCACCUCCUCUUGAUCCUAAGAAAUUGAUAGAUUCCUUAGAGUGGAUGGAUGAUGGCCUUGUGAAUGAUAUUACACCAAAACUCUUAGGAGACAGGCCUAAUACAUACACAUAUACAAAAGCCUUAGCAGAAUACAUUGUGCAACAGGAAGGUGCGAAACUAAAUGUAGCCAUUAUAAGGCCAUCAAUUGUGGGUGCCAGCUGGAAGGAGCCUUUCCCCGGAUGGAUUGAUAACUUUAAUGGACCUAGUGGCCUUUUUAUUGCUGCAGGAAAAGGAAUUCUUCGAACGAUGCGAGCCUCCAACAACGCAGUUGCAGAUCUUAUUCCAGUAGAUGUAGUCAUCAACACAACAAUAGCUGCUGCUUGGUAUUCUGGAGUUAAUAGGUAUAACAGACCAAGAAAUAUUAUGGUAUACAACUGUACGACAGGUGGUACCAAUCCUUUCCAUUGGGGUGAAGUCGAAUACCAUGUAAUAUCCACUUUCAAGAGGAAUCCUCUCGAACAGGCCUUCAGACGGCCCAAUGUAAAUCUAACCUCCAAUCACCUUUUAUAUCACUACUGGAUUGCUGUAAGCCAUAAGGCCCCAGCAUUCCUGUAUGAUACCUACCUCAGGAUUACAGGAAGAAGCCCAAGGAUGAUGAAAACAAUAACACGUCUGCACAAGGUCAUGAUGUUAUUAGAGUACUUCACCAGUAAUUCAUGGGACUGGAAUACAGACAAUGUCAAUAUGCUUAUGAAUCAGCUUGGUCCUGAAGACAAAAAGGCAUUUAAUUUUGAUGUCCGACAGUUACACUGGGCAGAAUAUAUGGAAAAUUACUGCAUGGGAACAAAGAAAUAUGUACUGAAUGAGGAAAUGUCUGGUCUCCCAGCAGCUCGGAAACACUUGAACAAGCUAAGAAACAUACGUUAUGGUUUCAAUACAGUGCUUGUGAUCCUCAUCUGGCGUAUUUUCAUUGCAAGAUCACAAAUGGCAAGAAACAUCUGGUAUUUUGUCGUUAGUCUGUGUUACAAGUUCCUCUCUUACUUCAGAGCAUCCAGCACGAUGAGAUAUUGAAGAUGACAAUUCUAGCAUUAGGACAUCUAUGCAUAUGGUGGUCUAAUGGCACAAAGCCGUAUAAUGUACCUACUCAUCUUGUCUUUUGUAAAAACAUGAAAUAUUAGAUCUGGAUUGUGAAAUACAGUACACGUGAUGCUUAAUUGUGUAUUUCUGUGAAGAUUUUAUGGCUGGUAUUGGAUCAACCUGUCAUUAGGCAAAUAUGUAGGUUUAAUAUCCAAACAGAUUUAAUAUCUCUGUAUGAGGAAAACAUUAGGCCACUGACCAGUGUAACUGUGCAAUUCUGGAAUGCAUUGAAUUAAAAUCUGCCUUAACAUAGUAAACUUAAUUUUUAUUGCAAAUCAGCACAUUUAGUUAAGGUGAACAAAUUAUUGGCUUGAUUAUCUAUUUCUUUGAGACUUUUCAAAUUGCAGUGGGUUUGUCUGGUAGAUGACUUGUAAAUGAUUGUAAGUUGGGCAUUCUGUUAGUCUUAUUCUUCUCACCUCCUUUGCAUUGACUCUGAGGAUAUGAUGAAGAUUACUAAAAGAAAUUAACCAUCAUAAUUGAAAAUCUUUUUGGUCUACUUUUGUAAGUGCACCUACUGAUCUAGAUUGGGCCACAGGAAAUCAAAAUAAUUGGCCAGAAUUAGAUGUAUGUGCCAUAUUAGCAUAUGCACCAACACCACCCUUCGCAAAAUGCUUCUUUAAAACUCCCAGGGAUUGAAAAGCCAGGGCUCCUUUAAGGGGAAAACUAUAGUUGGUAUGCAGUAUUUUUCUCCCCGAGGUUUUCUGAGUUGUGGCUUAGGGGGAAAACUACUUGUAUGGAUAAGAAAAGAAAUGACCACCCUUAGAUACAGACAAGAGAAACACAUUUUUACAAUUUACUAGAAUUUUCCCAGAAUGGCAGAGGAAAUCAGGUACUUUGAAAAGUAUGAUUCAGAGCAUAAAUCUGUUAAGGAAAUUCUGUACCUCUCCUACCUUAUCCAGUGAAAUUUUAAAUUGAAUUCUCAAACACUUUCUUUUAAAGCUCUCAAAAUAUUUAUGCUGAAUAAAAUAACUUUGGUAAAUGGUGGAAAUAAAAAUAAGAAACUGAAAAAAUCGAAUAGCUACUACUUGGGUAAAUGUGUUUUUCUGCAUGUUUAAUUUGUUUUAGCGGAAAAAUGCAUUUACAAGAGUUCUUACUAAAAGAUUUGAAUUAUAUAUAAUAUUUAAAACUUGCCCUUUAAAACUCAGUUGCAUAAAAUUCUGAACUAACUGUCCUUUUAUUUGAUAUAAUUCACCGUAUCUGUAGUGUGGUGGUAAAUUGAUUAACUUCUGCUGUACAUGUUUUUUUAUCAAUAUGCAUAAGGAAAUUGUGUAUGAAUCCAGAAGGAAUCAUACAAGUGUUACACAUAAUACACAUGUGUCCUGUACUUACAAUUCCACAAACAAAGUUUGUUUUGCUGCCGUGGAAAUCUUCCAUGCAAGUAUGCAUCUAAUUUUGGGGAAAGAAAGAGUCCCUAUUAAAGUUUCAAUGUCUCUCUCAAGUGCUUAAAUAUAUGGAGUUUUUUAAAAAAUAAAUUUGUAUAUAGUAUUUCCAUAGAUAAAACAUGUUACAUGGUCAAGGACCACACCAAUCAGAAGUGUGUGAGACUGCUGUGACAAUGGUGAAAAUACAAUAAAUUGUGGCUUGUGUGAUUUAAGGUUUUACAGUUGGCUGCAAUAUUCCUACUAUAUCUGUUACAGUUGCUCCCCUCUCCACAUUGGAAUUGAAUGUUUACUUACCAUUUUGGCAUAUUGUGGAUUUAUUUGGAUUUUGCACAAGAUGCGUGGAACCCAACAAGCCACCAUAGUGCGUGCGUUUGUGUGUGUGUGUGGUUGAACAUGGUGAGAGAGGCAACUGUAAAAUGCUUAGAUGUAUUCAUUUUCUCACUGUUCCUUGUUUUUGUAGAACAAAUUACUGCUAACUCCUUAAGCUGCAACUGAGAAAAUGACACCGCUGUCCACAAUUCUUCAUAAAGAGAUCUAUGAUUAACUGAUGGAAUUGUCUAAUUUUCUACAUUAGAUUCUAAUAUCCAAUAUAACUGCCAUCUUGGAUUCCUAGGAUUUUAGUUUGAUUUGAAAGGUUACCUAGUUUUUCUUUCACAAAGAAAUAACAUCAUGCUAUGUCACAAGUAUAUUCUCACAUUUGACACAAAUCUGGAUGUUUAAGACACUUUGUCAUAUCUGGAUCCUACAGUGUUGCUGUUCAUAACGUUGCAAUUUCAUUUUUCAGACUUUUUAGUUUUAAAAAAAUCCAUAAUUUGGGUUAUUAAUUUGAAUUGUUCAUUGAUUUUAAGAAACUGUCAACUCUGAAGUCAAGAGUAUUCAGAAGCAGAUCACUCAGUAGGUGUGCCAGAAUUGAAAAUUUGGGACCAUAGGAAGAAUAUUCUGCAAUGGAGAUUUCUGUUGUAGGAAGAGUUCUGAAAACAAAAUUUUAAAUCAUAAGCUUUUAUAAAAUAGAAAUAUUGGGUGCCUUUGUUUGUAAACCAAAAAUAAAAAAAUC